AUGAUAAAUAUAUCCAAAUUGACUGGUUACAACAAACAGGACAUUCGAAACGUGGUACUAUUACUACAGGAGUUUGUUAAAACCUAUAAAGACAACAAAAUCAAGUUAAACUAUCAGAGUCGACCAGUCAUUUUAUUCUUGAGUACUUUAAUUGCAACAGCGGGUAUUGGUGUUUUCUUUACAUUUAGAAGCAUUGUCACCAAGUAUAAUGAAUAUGUAUUAAGCAAAAGAUUGAGACGUCCAAGUCUUAUUAGACAAUCCUCAAAUAUUUUAAAAAAUGGUUCCCGUGAAAUCUUUAUCCAAAAGGGAAAUGGAAAAGUGACAAGAAUUAUUAUUCCUAAAGCCAACAAUGAUCAGUAUGCCGCUGAUAAAUAUUUAUAUAAAGAUUUUGCACGUAAUGAACAAAUAUUACAACAGCAAAAGGGUCGACUUUUCAAUUCAAGAUUUUUGAAUCAAUUAACCAUCAUCUGGAAAAUCUUGAUUCCAAAAUUUUAUUGUCAAAACACUUCUUUGUUGUUGUCCCAAUGUUUCUUUUUGAUUUUUAGAACUUGGUUAUCUUUAUUAAUUGCAAAAUUAGAUGGUCAAAUAGUGAAGAACUUGAUUGCAGCCGAUGGUAGGAAAUUCGCCCGUGAUUUGAUCUAUUUCUUGUUGAUUGCUUUCCCUGCUUCUUAUACCAAUGCCGCCAUUAAAUAUUUAGAAUUAAGAUUGGCUUUGGGAUUUAGAACAAAUUUAACCAGGUAUAUUCAUGAUAUGUACUUGGACAAAACCAUGUCCUAUUACAAAGUUGGCUUGAGUGGGGCUGAUAUACAAAACAUAGACCAAUACAUCACUGAAGAUGUAACCAAAUUCUGCUUAUCGUUAUGUUCGUUAUUUUCAUCUAUGGGUAAGCCAUUUAUCGAUUUAAUUUUCUUUAGUGUUUAUUUGAGAGAUAAUUUGGGGACUGGGGCUAUUAUUGGUAUUUUUGCUAAUUAUUUUGCUACUGCCAUCAUGUUGAAAAAAGCAACCCCGAGGUUUGGAAAAUUAGCUUCCAAGAGAACACAUUUGGAAGGGGUUUAUUUCAACCAACAAUUGAACAUAAUGACCAAUAGCGAAGAAAUUGGUUUCUAUAAAGGAUCUAAAAUUGAAAAAUCAAAGCUUGCAGAGAAUUUCCAAAAAUUGAUGGAUCAUAUGUCUCAAGAAAUAAAUCUCUCAUCAAGUUACGCUGCAUUAGAAGAUUAUGUGCUUAAAUAUACCUGGCUGGCUUGGGGUUAUAUCUUUUCUGGUCUUCCGGUUUUCUUGGAUGUACUUUUCCCUAAAGAAGACCCGGCAAGUGGUCAUAUUGCUGAUAUUCAUGAUGAUGAACAUGGUCAUGCUAAUACAGAAGACACAAAUUCGACUACUGAAAAUAUGAAAACAUUUGUCACCAACAAACGUUUAUUGUUGAGUCUUGCGGACGCUGGGUCUAGAUUGAUGGUUAGUUUGAAAGAAGUGACCACAUUAACUGGUAUUACUAAUAGAGUGUUUAACAUGUUGACACAACUCCAUCGUGUACAUGAUCCUAAAUUUGAUUAUGGUGAUAAGUAUGGUUUGACAGAUAUCCAUGGUACUUACCAAUUGAAUUAUGAUGGUUUGAGAUUAGAGCACGUUCCAAUUACUGUUCCUACUUCAGAAGGUUCAUAUGCCGAACCGUUAAUUCCUGACCUUACCUUUGAUAUCAAGGGUAAAAACUUGUUGUUUGUUGGACCAAAUGGUUCUGGGAAAACUUCUGUUGCUAGGGUUCUUGCUGGCCUUUGGCCCUUGUAUGCCGGGUUAGUUCUGAAACCGCUGGAUCUUUUCUUCAACCCACAGAAAAGUUAUUUCACUUCUGGAAGUUUGCGUGAUCAAGUUGUUUAUCCAAACAGGUCUGAAAAUGCAACAAAUGAUCAAAUUUUCCAUAUUUUGCACUGCGUUAAUUUGGAUCAUAUUGUUAAACGUUAUGGAUUGAAUCAGAAUUUGGAUUUUGCUAAGACUUUAAGUGGUGGAGAAAAGCAAAGAUUAAGUUUUGCUAGAAUAUUGUUUAACAAACCAAGUAUUGUAAUUCUAGAUGAUUCCACGUCGGCUUUAUCGCCAGAUAUGGAGGAAUUGAUGUAUCAAGUGUUGCAAGAUCAUAAAAUCAAUUACGUCACACUUUCCAAUCGUCCUUCACUUAGUAAAUUUCACGAUAAAGUAUUUGAAAUAUAG
Messenger RNA from Candida tropicalis MYA-3404, 2199 nucleotides. It is a transcript of the gene PXA1, whose product is annotated as ATP-binding cassette long-chain fatty acid transporter. The transcript has a single exon. Gene Ontology annotation, biological process: fatty acid beta-oxidation; peroxisome organization; very long-chain fatty acid catabolic process. The record is from RefSeq and is a predicted model, not a curated record. The coding region runs from base 1 to 2199 and encodes 732 amino acids. Gene Ontology annotation, cellular component: peroxisomal membrane. Gene Ontology annotation, molecular function: ATP binding; ABC-type transporter activity; long-chain fatty acid transmembrane transporter activity. Lineage: Eukaryota; Fungi; Ascomycota; Pichiomycetes; Serinales; Debaryomycetaceae.